GCCGCAGGACCUGCAGUGACGGGCGCGGCAUCGUCGCGGUGACGGACGUCGUCCGCCGUGGCGGCCUCGCCCUCGGCAGCGUCUACCUUGCCAACGAUAUGGUGGGGGAGGCAUCGCUGUGGGCCCUCAUCGAGAUCGGCGACGCGCUGGUAUCCCAGGGCAGGCCGUGGGUUCUCGGCGGCGAUUUCAACGCCGCGCCUGACGUCUUCAAGGCGAAGGCGGGCUGGUGGCUGGAGGCGGUGCAGGGCGUAAUCGUGCAGUCGGCCGAGGGCGAAGCCUGCUUCCAGGCGGCCGUGCCCACCAACCUCGACUACUUUGUCGUGCACCGCAGCCUGGCGGACGCCGUGAGGAGCUGCAGUACGGUCACCCCUGGGCCAUUCAAGCCCCACUGCGCCGUCAAGCUCGUGCUGAACGCGCGCAUGGAGAUCGCGCCCGUGCGGAUCCUGGGGCUGCCGAAGCCGUUCGGCCAGCGGCGCGAGGCCGACCCGCCGUCAGCCGACCUGCAGGCGCUGGCGGCCGCGGCGGUCUCCUCUCCAGAAGCGAUGGAGGAGGCCCACCUCGGGGCCAUGCGCCAGGCCGAGGCAAAGGUCUGCUGCGCGUGCCAUGUCGCCGACCCGCUGGACGAGCGGGCGCACUGCGGGCGCGGCCAGGAGCCCGAGGAGCGCUGGGCGUGCCCUGCCUCCGACCACCCGCAGACCUCGGGCGGCCCCAAGUCGAGCGGGCAGGCGCGGCACCUCCUCGCCGUGGCCGGCUACCCGGGCGCUGCCGCGCGGCGGCGCACGCAGCGGCGCGUGCCUGCGCGGGCGGCCAGGUGCUGCGGCGCCCGUUGGGUCGUCGCGCUGGCGGCCGUGGCCGUCGCGACCACCGACGAGCUGGCGGCGAUGGCCUCCGGAGCCCGCCUCAGGGCCGCCGAGCUGGCCGCUGAGCACAGCCGGCGCCGCCAUGCGCGCUUCAACAGGUGGGUGCUGGAGGCGCUCGAGCACGGCGCAGGCGGGCCCCUCGCUUGGCGGCGCGGCCCUCGCGGACGGCAGGAGGACGAGCUGGACGUGCUGGGCGCCCCGAGAGCGGGCCAGCGCGAGGUGGGCGCCAUCGACAGGUACUGGGCGACCGAGGUCUGGAGCACGGCCGACGGCUCGGAGGGGUGGCAGGACUUCGAGAGGCCAUCGGACUCGGAGGCGCUGCCCAGGCCGACUGCAAACGAGUGGCUGGACGCCGCCAGGUCUUUCGCGAGGCACGCGGGCAUGGGCGUCAACCGCGUAUCGCCCCGAGCCCUCGGCCCAGGGCGCUCGGCCCAGGAGCCCGCAUGGCGCCAAGCGCUGGCCGCCGAGGCGGCAGGGGCACAGCAGCUUCACAGAGCCGCGCUGCUGAUCGUCCUCGAGAAAGCGCACGAGACGGUGCGGCUGGCCCGCGCCGAGCGCCUGGCCCGCCGAGCUGGCCUGCGCGGCCGAUUGGUCCGCUGCGCCAUGUCGACCUACUGCGGGCGCCGACGGAUACGGGCGGGCAGCAUCGUGGCCGAGGCAUGCACGCUGGAUGCGGGCCUGCUGGCUGGCAGCCCGUGCGCGCGGAGGAUCCUGAAGGCUGCGAUGCUACCGGUGGCGAAGGCGCACUCCGAGGAGUUCGGCGCGUGCAUCAGCGGCGAAUUGAAGCCCGACAUGCACAUCUUCUACGACGACACGGCAGCGGCCUGCUACGGGCGCGCCCCGAGGGCGAUCGCGAAGCACCUGGUGCAGGCGGGGCUCGCGGCGGCAGCGGGUCUGACCGCGCUCGGCCGCAGGAUCUCGGGGACCAAGACGGAGGUGGUGGCAUCCGACCCGCUGACGCGAGACGAGGUCCAGGCGGCGCUGAAGUCCAGCACCCUGAGCGCCAGGCCGACGAGGGUCACGAAGAACCUGGGCGUGGACCUCUGCCUGGACGGCUCGGCCGCGGCGGGGGUGGCGAGGAAGCGGCACGCCGAGGCCCGCGAGCAGCAGGGGCGGGUGGCGGGCGUGCGGCGCCAGUCCAUCAAUGCCACAAUGCGCCUGCUCGUGGGCGGCCUCCUGCUGGCGACAGCCUACGGCUGCAGCGUGCAGGCCUGGGCGACGAGCGAGCUCGAGCAGUGGCGCUCGGCGGUCGGGUCGCUCGCCUUCGGCAGCGCGCGGGGCCGAUCGCUGCAGGUGGGCCUCGCGCUGGCCGCCGCCCCCUGGCGCGACCCUUGGCGCUCGCAGACGCUGCUGGCCCAGGAUCGCGGGCUCGCGCGGGACCACCCCGACACCACCAACGACAUGCUCUGGGCGUGGAGGCACGCCGUGCGGGUUCGCCUCGAGCGGGGGCCUGGCGCCCUGGCGGGGCGCGGCCCCGCGGCGGCGGCGCUGCUCGCGCUCGAGCGGCCCUGCUGGAGCUCAACGGCCAUGCACCGCUGGACCAUGGACGACGGGACGCCGCUGAAGCUCGAGGGGAUCGGCGGCCACGCGCUUCGCAGGCACGUCCGCGACUCACACCAGCGCUGGCUCUGCCGCGAAGCCGCAGCUCGCGACGAGGACCUCGAGCGCGUGGCCAGCGGCGAAGCCGCCCGCUGCCUCCGUCGGCGGAUGCCCACCGCCAAGGCGAACGCCGAGCAGCGGGCGCGGUGGCCCAGCGCCCGCCGCGCGGCCCUCGCCGGGCUCCAGCCCGUGGCCCGCCGAGCCGCCCUCGACCCGCCGCCGCGCCGCCCGGGCGCCUGCCCCGCGGGGCGCGGCAGCGACGCCGUCGCGGGCGACGAGGUGCUGCAUGCGUUCGCCAGCGUGGCCGAGGCGUCCGACAGCGAGGGCCCCCGCGACUCGAGGGCCCUGGUCCCCGACCAGAGGGCAGCCCUCCCGCCGCCGCUGGAGGCCGAGGAGGUGCGGUGGAGCAGCGACCACGGCUACGCGGCCCUGGCGGGCGCAAGCGCCCUGUGCACCGACGGCUCGGCGAUGCGCGGCAAGGCGGGGUCGCCCGAGGUGCGCGCUGGCUGGGGGCUCGCGGCGUUGCAGGACGCGGACGCGGGCGAGAUCCUGGCUGCGGCCCGUGCCCUGCGCUGGGUCAUGCCAGGCGCAGACGGAUCCCUCGAGAUCAGGGCCUGGUGCUGCGCGUGGGACCGCCCGUACCUGGAGGUGUGGCGCGAGUUCCGGCAGGCCAUGGAGGGCUUCGGCGGCCAGCAGCUCGUGCGGGUCAAGGUGAAGGGGCACGCCUCGGUCCGCUCGGUCCGCGACGGCUACACCAUGGUGGACGACUACGAGAGCAACCGCGCCGCGGACAGCUUUGCCAAUAAGGGCGCGGAGCUCCACCCCACGGGCGAGGCGGCGGUGAGGCGCAUCGAGCUGGCCGGCGCGAUCGCGUUGGCGACAGCCCGCUGGCUCGGCGAGGCGCUGCAGCUGGGGAGCGCCGCCUUCACGGCGGCCGACGGCGCGGACGCGGGCGCAGCGGAGCCCGCCUGCUGCGGGCGCGGAUGCGGGCGGCGGGGCGCCGCGCGAUGCCGCGACGGCGGGCCAAGCUGCAGACGAUGGCCCUGCGCUGCGCACGGCACGGCGGUCUCGGACGCGAACGGGUCGCGCUGGCUCUGCAACGCAUGCGCGGGCCGAUCGGACGGCACGCCCGUCCAUGGCGGGCCACCUGGGCAUCAGGCGGCGGGGCGGAAGCGCCAGGCCCCUGGCCAGGAGACCGAGGCGCGGCGCGCCCGCGCGCGGACCGCCGCGGGCGCGGGCCGAGGAGGCGCCGAGGGCGCCGGAGCGGCCGUCUCUGGCGCCGUGGCGGCGGCGGCGCUGGCGACCCAGGCUCGCGGAGGCGCCCAGCACGGCGCCGGCAGCGCGGAGGAGAGCGGCGCAGCCGCGGGCGCCGAGAUCGCGGGCGGCCGCCCGCGUUGGUGGAACGUCAGUUUCGAUGAGUCGCACCGCCUCUGGGCACUCGGCGAAGGGCAGGGCCGCCUCGUCUUCUGCACGGUCUGCGGCUGCUACGCGGACGGUGCGCGCGUGGUCUCGCUCCGCAACCAGUGCGCCGGAAGUGCCAGCGCCCGCCAG
Molecule: messenger RNA, 4010 nt
Organism: Prorocentrum cordatum
Lineage: Eukaryota; Dinophyceae; Prorocentrales; Prorocentraceae
Source: the annotation of a GenBank genome assembly